Messenger RNA from Microcebus murinus (gray mouse lemur), 543 nucleotides. The record is from RefSeq and is a predicted model, not a curated record. NCBI's taxonomy places the organism in Eukaryota, Metazoa, Chordata, Mammalia, Primates, Cheirogaleidae.
AAAAAGAAAAAAGAAACAAAGAAAAAAAUCACAAUGACAAGCAAAUUGACUGUAAGCAUCAAUGUUUAUUUUUCUUUUUUAACGUUGUUUGAAAGUGUAAAGCCACUGUGCGGCGGCGACUAAGAAGGCGGCUGUGGUGGCGGCGGCGGUGGCUGAGGCGGGGACGGAGGAAACAGAAGAUGGCAGAUUUUUUGAAAGGCUUGCCUGUCUACAACAAGAGCAAUUUUAGUCGAUUCCAUGCUGACUCCGUGUGCAAAGCCUCGAACCGCCGUCCCUCAGUCUACCUGCCCACGCGGGAGUACCCGUCUGAACAGAUCAUCGUGACAGAAAAGACAAACAUCCUCCUGCGCUACCUACAUCAGCAAUGGGACAAAAAGAACGCUGCCAAGAAGAGAGACCAGGAACAAGUGGAGCUUGAAGGCGAGAGCUCAGCACUGCCCCGCAAGGUGGCUCGGACCGACAGCCCAGACACGCACGAGGACACUUAAGACUCACUCCGCACGGGCCGUGCCCUGUCUGCUCCUCGAUCGCCUGCCCACGUGU